Molecule: messenger RNA, 1894 nt
Organism: Mesocricetus auratus (golden hamster)
Lineage: Eukaryota; Metazoa; Chordata; Mammalia; Rodentia; Cricetidae
Gene: Tnfaip8
Product: TNF alpha induced protein 8
Exons: 2
Coding region: 322-900 (192 amino acids)
Biological process (GO): regulation of apoptotic process
Cellular component (GO): cytoplasm
Molecular function (GO): cysteine-type endopeptidase inhibitor activity involved in apoptotic process
Source: RefSeq, a predicted model, not a curated record
UGUACAGGUAGGGCAUGUGGGCAGCCUCCAGUCCAUCCUCAGCGUGAAUGCUGUGAGACCUCUGUGACCGUACAAUUAGAGGCUGCACAUCGCAUUCUUCUCCAAGCAACAAAAUUGCAGCACCCAGAAGAACAAGCAGGACAACUUCCAAAGUGACCAUUGUGGGCCAGUCUCCUGUGUGCUCCCUUGGUAAGCUUGUAGUGGAUUUCCCAGAAGGAUGGUGUGAAUUGGAUGCAAAGAUGGUACCGUGGAUGUUCCUCAAGUCUGUGUGACUCUACCAAGACACUUUGAAGUGGUCCUCCUGACGAGCACAGGGAGAAAAUGCUGAGAUUAGUGGCCACAGAUGUCUUUAAUUCCAAAAGCCUGGCCGUUCAGGCCCAAAAGAAGAUCCUGGGUAAAAUGGUAUCCAAAUCCAUCGCCACCACCCUGAUUGAUGACACCAGCAGCGAGGUGCUGGAUGAGCUGUACCGGGUCACCAAGGAGUACACCCAAAACAAGAAGGAGGCAGAGAGGGUCAUCAAGAACCUCAUCAAGACGGUCAUCAAGCUGGCCGUCCUCCACAGGAACAAUCAGUUCAAUCAAGACGAGCUGGCGCUCAUGGAGAAGUUCAAGAAGAAGGUCCACCAGCUUGCCAUGACGGUGGUCAGCUUCCACCAGGUGGAAUACACCUUCGACCGCAACGUGCUGUCCAGGCUGCUGAACGAAUGCCGGGAGCUGCUGCAUGACAUCAUCCAGCGCCACCUCACCGCCAAGUCUCACGGACGGGUUAACAAUGUCUUUGAUCAUUUUUCAGAUUGUGAUUUUCUGGCUGCCUUGUAUAAUCCCUUUGGAAAAUUUAAGCCUCACUUACAGAAACUCUGCGACGGCAUCAACAAAAUGUUGGAUGAAGAGAACAUAUGAGCGCGUGAAGUAAGCGAUCUCUGUGAAGACAAAGCACUGCUGACUCAUGAAGGGAAGACGGAGAAUCUUUUAAAGAUGACGUGUAUGGCAGAAAGGCUCGGCUGAUACAACCAUUGGACAUUAAUGGUAGUACUUUUGUGUGGCUUGUUGUAGCUGAAAAAAAAAAAAGCAUAUUGCCAAAAAAAUUCUGGCUGAAAAUGUCUUAAUGUAUGUCAGGAUGUGGGAAAAAUAGAUGGUUGGUAAUUCAAAAGUAAGAAUGACACAAAGACACAUGAGUGUGGCUCCAGUCGCUGGGCUUUCUGUAUUUUAGGGAAAUUGUGUUGGUGGCACAUUAGAUAUUUCUAAUAUGUACAAAGCUGUGUAUCUUGAUUCACUUUUUUUCUUUACUAUGUCUGUGUAUCUCUCUUAAAAUGGCAAGGACCUCUCUUUGCUGUCAUUGAUCCUUUUGAAACAAUUCUGCUUCCUAGGCUACUCGAUUCUUUUGUUACAGAUUAUCGUUGACAUUCAGGAAUUAAAUCUGAGGCCAUGGAAUUGAACUCCUAGGAAAGCAGAAAGCCAAGUAUCUGAAAUCAUGACUGUGGAAAUAGAUAACAUGUCCAUUGUAAGAAUGUACGUCUGCAGCUGAGUUGUACUUUGUAGUACCAUCAGUGACACUUAGAUCUCAAAAUGGUAGUGGCAUGUCAUUGUCUUGAAAUACUUGCUUAGGGCCUAACUUUGAUGUCAUCUUGAACAUGUGCUGACAAAUGUCUCUGGUAUUAACGUUCAUUUCACACAGGAGGAAAAAAAAACUUCUAGAUUGGUUUUGAUAUUGAGAUAAUAAAAAGUAAGUAGCAUGAAGAAAAGGAAAACAGCCUUGAAUUUAAAGAUGAACUCAUCAGACUAAUUUCGGAGAGUGAGGGGUGAAAGGAUAGAAGGGUGUUGCUAAUAAUGUAAAAAAGAUGGAUGCAUUUCAAUGUUUAACGGGGAUCAUGAAUAAAGGACAUCUUUUUUUUUA